AUGUCGUUGCCUUAUUUGUUCUUAGAUUCUGAAGUCACGUCUCCAAUUGCUCUUUCCCUUGCUUUCAUUAUUUUUAUGUUUCUUGUCAAAUUCGUACUCAAAACCCACAACAAAAAUAGCGUCCCAGUCGUGCCUCUCCCUCCAGGGCCAAGCCCAUGGCCAAUUGUGGGUUGUUUGCCCGAAAUGUGGAGGAACAGACCAGCACACAGAUGGAUCCACAGCCUCAUGAAAAAACUCAACACUGACAUUGCCUGCAUACGCCUAGGAAAUGUUCAUGUCAUCCCAGUAACUUCACCAGAAAUUGCCAGGGAAUUUUUGAAGAAAAAUGAUGCAGUUUUCGCAUCGAGACCCGUCACAAUGGCCACUAAAACUUUAAGUAGCGGGUACUUGACCACAGUGGUUGGGCCUUGGGGAGACCAGUGGAGGAAAAUGAGAAGGGUUUUGGUUGCUGACGCGUUCAACCCGUCUAGGGUUCAUUGGCUACUUGGUAAGAGAAACGAAGAAGCCGAUAACCUGGUUAAGUUUCUGUAUAACCAAUGCUCAGCCAAUCAAAAUGGUGCAGUGGUGAAUGUGAGAAUUGCAGCCCAGUUUUACUCAGGAAGUAUCAUGAGAAAGAUGAUUUUCAACAGAACGUACUUUGGCAAAGGGAGGGAGGAUGGAGGGCCUGGUGUUGAAGAAGAAGAACAUGUCUCUGCGCUUCUUACUUUGCUCACUUAUGCCUAUGCAUUCUGCUUAUCUGAUUAUCUUCCUUGGCUUAGAAUUUUUGACAUCGAUGGGCACGAGAAAAAGGUAAGGAAGGCUAUGAACAUUGUCAAGAAGCACCAAGAGCCUAUUGUGAAUGAGAGGUUACAAGAAUGGAGAGAUGGCAAGAGGAAUGAGCCUGAUGACCUGCUUGAUGUUUUCAUCUCACUCAAAGAUGCAAAUGGACAACCCUUAUUAUCAGAUGAAGAGAUCAAAGCGCAAACCACGGAGCUGCAGCUCUCAACAGUGGACAGUCCAUUCAAUGUAGCAGAGUGGGCUCUAACAGAAAUGCUCAACCAACCUGAGAUGCUAAAAAAGGCAGAAGAGGAACUAGAUAGGGUAGUGGGAAAAAAGACUCUUGUUCAAGAAUCCCAUGUCCCUCACCUCCCUUACAUAAGGGCAUGUGCAAAAGAAGUUAUGAGGUUGCAUCCAGUUGGACCAUUCAACCUCCCCCACGUGUCCAUCGCAGAUGCUGAAGUGGCAGGCUACCUCAUCCCAAAGGGCAGCAAUGUCAUCUUAAGCCGCUUAGAGCUUGGGCGCAACCCUAGAGUGUGGGAACAGCCAUUGAGAUUCAACCCAGAACGCCAUCUGAAUAGAGCUGUUAACCAACAAGUUGACCUGGAAGAGAAUGACCUGAGGUUCGUUUCCUUCUCUACUGGAAGGAGAGGCUGCAUGGGCGUUGGGCUCGGCUCCACCAUUGUUGUGAUGCUCCUUGCAAGGCUCCUGCAAGGGUUUUCAUGGAGCUUGCCACCAGAUGUGGACAAGAUUGACUUCACUGAGGAUCAGAUUUACUUGAAGAAGGCUAGCCCUUUGCUUGCACAAGCCAAACCUCGCUUGCCUGCCUCUGUGUACCCAAUAUAA
Molecule: messenger RNA, 1602 nt
Organism: Prunus persica (peach)
Lineage: Eukaryota; Viridiplantae; Streptophyta; Magnoliopsida; Rosales; Rosaceae
Product: isoleucine N-monooxygenase 2
Exons: 2
Coding region: 1-1602 (533 amino acids)
Molecular function (GO): heme binding; oxidoreductase activity, acting on paired donors, with incorporation or reduction of molecular oxygen; monooxygenase activity
Source: RefSeq, a predicted model, not a curated record